ACUCUAACCUUGAAAAUAGUGACAACCCUAUGGACAAUUAACAAGGCGUCGGAUUUAUUGCUACGAUCUAUCUACCCAGACAUGAGACGCACUACACCUAGGGGGCCAAAACUGCCCUCGUCUCUGCUCGACAGAUUGAGCGUCAGAGCUUACAGCAAUAGCCAAAACUCAUAUCACCGCAAACACGACUGGAGUACGGGUCAAAAAGGGCAGCGGAAAGCUCUCAGAGAUCUCCAAAAAGGUCAUCGCUCUCAAGAGCAUAGAUAUCGAUCUGAGCCUGGUAAAGCCAUACUAAGUUCAGAAUCUCCUAGAAGCAAUCAAGAAACCAGUAACGAGGACCUGAAAUCCACACCCGCAUUGGAUGUGAAGAUAAAAGUGUCUGGAUCGGCUCAUGAACAAAAUCCGAUACCACAAGAAAGGAGAAAAGCCAACUCGAGACAGUCAGACUGUCCUCCACUUUCACUCACGGUGAAGGCAAAACUAAACGAAGACGACGCAGAAAUUGCAUUUCUAGAGAAAAAACUGGGGUUGAAAGGAAAAAAAAAACGCUCUCGAGUGUUUGAUGAUGACUUUGGCGAUUUGUUGGACGGUUUGGAUGAGUACGUGGACGGCACAGUCGAGAAACGAAACCGCACUAAUUACAAUGACUUUCUGUUCGACAAGAGAAAGCGAAUGCGAACGUCUGAUAAUUAUCUGGAAACUGAUAGCUCGGAUUGUGAGCGUUCAUCGCAGGAAGAGAGCUGCGACCUAAACAUCACUGCCAAAAAUGAGAUAGAUGACAGUCCCAAUUACAAUUUGGUGAUGGGUGUAAAGAAAGACUGUAUUCAGGAAGUCGAAUUCCGAGGGUUUGGUGAGCUGGAGCACGAAGCUUUAAGCCACAAUUCUAAUAACGAUGAUGUCAACAAGAUCGGGAGUGGAGGCUCUACUGUGAAGGAAGAGCAGCGUGAUGGGCGUCGACGCGAAAACCCUUACGUUCCACCCGUUUCUGCCAUGGCAACGGAGGAGAAAUACAUACCACCAUUACUGCGGACAACGGCAGCCACAGGAGUCGAGGAUCUGACAAAACUUCGACGACUUUUGCGUGGACUCGUAAACCGUCUAUCAGAAAGCAACAUGCCUAGCAUUCUACGUGAUGUUGAGAAUGCAUAUGCAAAUAAUGCAAGACAACAUGUAUCUACCAUUCUAGUGGAUCUUUUGUUGGACAUUUUGCAUGACCGCACGGCUCUUAUGGACACCUUUAUCAUCCUACAUGCUGGCUUUGCCGCUGCCACAUACAAAUUAAUUGGAGCUCACUUUGGGGCGCAACUUCUAGAGCGCAUCGUCUCUGAUUUUGAUACAGUAUAUACUGCGGAGCUGAAAUCUUCCAGUAACUCGAAGGAAACCACAAAUCUUAUAGCCUUUCUUGCACAGCUCUACACAUUCCAGCUUGUUGGGAGUAACGUCAUAUUCGACUAUAUCCGCCUUUUUUUGGCUGAUUUGUCUGAGUUGAACACAGAAUUACUCCUUAAAAUUGUCAGGAAUUGUGGUCCUCAACUUCGACACGAUGAUCCUUCUUCACUAAAAGACAUCGUUGUCCUUCUUCAGCGAUCUGCAGCGGAGGCCACCGCAACAAAAUUGCCCACGCGCACGAAGUUCAUGAUUGAAACCAUCAACGAUCUCAAAAACAAUCGGCAGAAAUCUGGCAGCAUCUUGUCCGUAGCUGCGGAGCACACUGUACGCAUGAAGAAAAUAUUAGGCACAAUGAACACAAGGUCCAAGGCCAACGAGCCUCUCGGCGUUGGCCUAUCUGAUAUAAGAGGCUCUUCGAAGGAGGGUAAGUGGUGGCUUGUAGGCGCAAGCUGGAAGAACGAUUUACGGAAAUCAAGCGCGACUACCGGAGAAGAUCAUAUAUGCCAGGAUAAUGGUUCACAAGAACGCUUAUACUCUACCGAUUUCGAUACAAAUUUCCUCGUCCUUGCUAAAGAGCAGCGCAUGAACACAGAUGUUCGCCGCACAAUAUUUAUCAACAUUCUCUCCGCUUCUGAUUACAAAGACGCAUGUAUGCGUUUGAAUAAACUCAAGCUGAAGAAAACUCAGGAGCUUGAAAUCCCGGCGGUUUUGAUCCAUUGUGCAGGGGCUGAGAAAGGUUACAAUCCGUACUACACACUUAUUGCAAAGCAACUAUGCACUGAACAUCGCUACAAAUGGGCAAUGCAGUACUGUCUUUGGGGCCUGUUUAGGCGCAUGGGCGAAAAGAAUACAUCUACAGAUGACAGUGAUGGGGAGCAAGAUAAUGAUGACGACUGUGUGGACCUAAGGAAGAUUGUAAACCUAGGAAAGAUGUAUGGGCAACUUAUUGCUGAUGGCGCACUGUCCUUGACUUCUCUCAAGGUGCUAAAUUUUGCAUACUUGCAAGCAAAAACGACAACUUUUCUGGAGAUUCUUCUUGCAACCGCUCUAUCCCAACUAUCAUGUCGCAUUAAAAUGGCCGCUUAUGAUAGCAACAGUCUGAGGUCUGUCAUUACUACAAUGUUUUCGAGUGCCAAAGAAACACCCCAGGUUAUCAUGGGUCUUCAGCUCUUUCUAUCAAGGCAGAUGAAGGUUGAAGACUUAGGUUUAAGCGAAUCUAUCUCUAAGUCGCUCAGAGAAGCCAUUAGGGUCACAAAAAAAGUCCUCUCAGACUUAUCAACAUCCUGAUUGGACGCCGGGGUUGCCUGUAUGUGCAGACCUAGAGUGUAAGGGGUUGAUGUAGGCGUGAUAUCAAGAUGGGAAGCAGUAUAUCUGGAUUAGGUGUCAAGACUGGCGACUAAGGAAGUAAACUGAGCUGAGUGCUAUACUUGGUAUAAAUACCCCUCUUUUAUGACUAUUAAUAAAUAGAUUUUCUUUUAUAGCUUCUUUAUAGGCCAUAUAUUUAGCUUCAUAGCUACUUAUAGUAGGGGUUUUUUAAAGUUUGGAAAGCUAUAUUAUAAGUGCUGAUUAUACUAUUUGAUUUUCUUUACAAGGUUCUUAUAUAAAGAAAAAAAUAUAUAGC
Messenger RNA from Verruconis gallopava, 3010 nucleotides. RefSeq lists its product as uncharacterized. The transcript is spliced from 2 exons. Gene Ontology annotation, biological process: ribosomal small subunit biogenesis. Gene Ontology annotation, cellular component: nucleolus. NCBI's taxonomy places the organism in Eukaryota, Fungi, Ascomycota, Dothideomycetes, Venturiales, Sympoventuriaceae. Gene Ontology annotation, molecular function: RNA binding; protein binding. Bases 82 to 2676 code for a protein of 864 amino acids. The record is from RefSeq and is a predicted model, not a curated record.